Messenger RNA from Lonchura striata (white-rumped munia), 2595 nucleotides. RefSeq names its product HHLA2 member of B7 family (gene HHLA2). Gene Ontology annotation, cellular component: external side of plasma membrane. NCBI's taxonomy places the organism in Eukaryota, Metazoa, Chordata, Aves, Passeriformes, Estrildidae. The record is from RefSeq and is a predicted model, not a curated record. Gene Ontology annotation, biological process: positive regulation of T cell proliferation; cellular response to lipopolysaccharide; immune response.
CCCUCUCCUGGAAGAGCAGCGCCGGGACGGCUCGCUCCGGGCAGCGGCGGUGCGGUUCCUGCACUCUGCCCCGAAGAGAAUUGCUGCUGUCGCUGCCUCCCCGAGACUGCUUUUGACCUGAAUCUACAAACCAAUGAAGAAAUGAAAGAACAGAACAUACCAACUGUCAUUAUCUGUUUAUUUCACAUCAGUGCUACACUUUGGGGUUUUACAGAACAGGAAGAAGUAACAGGGCUGUUUUCCAAGGAUUGCAUCCUCCCUUGUCGUUUCCCACCUGGGCAUGAUGAAGUAAUUCACUGGAAAAAAGAGAACAAAUAUGUGCACAGUUACUACCAGCACAAGGAUCAGCUGCAAGGACAGGAUCCACAUUACAGACUCAGAACACACCUUUUCCCCGAGAACAUCCCUAGUGGAAAUGCCUCCUUGAAACUCAGUAACCUGACCAUGGCUGACGAGGGUCCUUACACCUGCUACGUGGGAACGGUGCAAUAUCAAACAGAGGUGGUAGUGCUGCUACACAUAAAAGCUCCUUCUUCUUAUGCACUGGAAUACCAAAAGACAAACACAGAAAGGAGACUGAAGUGCUAUGCUUUUCUCACUUAUCUGGCACCAUCUAUAUCUUGGGUACAGGGCAAUACAUCCAUCCAAGAGACAGAUCGGGAGGCAACUAGGAAUGGAGUUUUCUAUUCUCUUAGAAGUGACAAGGACAUUAUAAACAUAACAGAUACUUACUACUGUCACAUUCAUUUGGAUCAUGAAGUGUGGGCUGCUGAAUGGAAGAUGCAAGACCACGUGGCUAAGGUGGAAGGAGAGAGCACUGUAAUUCCGUGUGAACACGGCAAUGACGCUGCAAGCACUGAUGGUUUCAGUGUUGUCUGGACAUUACACAGAAAUGCAGUGACCUCAGUCCUGGCCUCCUUCAAUGGCACAUCUCACUCUCACCAUCCUCGAGUCCAGGUUAACGAAAGUGACUUCUCACUGAGGCUGGAUCAUCUUACUGCAGGCGACAGUGGAGAAUAUCUGUGUAAUAUCUCAACACCUCUCUACACAAAACUUGCUGUGACAACUUUGCAUGUCGAAAAUUCAGGUAACGCUGGGAAAAUUCUGUUUGGUGCAUUGGCAAUAGCAGUGGCAAUAGCAGUGGCAAUAGCAGUGGUACUUUUCUGUCUCAAGAAGAAAAGGAAGAGAGGAAUCAUAUGAACACGGUGACAUACAGGAAGAAAAUAGCUCUCUAAACACAGAUACUACUGAUGUUGGUGAUGAAAACAACCAAGAGUUCCUCCACAUUCCCCUUUGAGUUACAGUAAGAGCCACAUGCAAAUGUGAUUUUCUGAGCAACAGUAAUGAACAAAUGGGAAGGAAGAAAGUCAAUGGACACUCACGUGAAAAGUCAUGGAGCAUCUCAUCCCCCACAUGAGCUUACCUGUUGCUUUUUAACUGGUGAGUUAAACCAGACAGAGCUGUCUUUAACUGGUGAGUUAAACCAGAGUUGUCUUGUAGCAAGUUAUUUUGGCACCAUGGCAUUACCAUCUGGAAAGAUAAACUGGAAUUCUGACUGACAGGCUCUGCCUUUACAAACUGUAUAAGCUGCAUCAAACUUUCAUGAUGCAGAAGUCUUCCACACAUUUUCCUGGAAACUGGAGUUUCUCCUCAGAGCAGGGAUGCCUGCUUUGCACUUAGUCCUCUGGUGGCCGAGUAUUUCUUUUGCUAGUUUUAAUAUAGGUACCUUGAUAUCAUGUACUGUUUUAUGUAAUCUACUGGUAGUUAUUUUGUUUUAUAAUGUGUCAGAAUUAGACCUUUCAUGUGUUACCUUCUGUCUGUUCAAUAAGUAACUAAUUUUAUAAAUAGCCCUGAUCUGCCAUCCUUGGAACUUGCAGGCCAGAGUGAUUUCUUAAACAGCUUAAAUAGCUGUUGCCAAAAAUCUGAGGCUAAGGCAGGGCUUGUGUGAAGCUCCCACUCAUCCUGUGACAAGUCAGCAUGCAAAAUUGGAUUUCCUAAAGGGACAAAGAAGUUUCCAGAGAAGAAAUCCCUAAAUUUUAAGGUUUUUUUUUUUUUUUUUUUUCCCAGAGUGAGGGAAAAAGAGCUCACUGGUUUUCAUUUCAUUUAUUAUUUUAUUUUAAAGUAACAACCAUGUCUGCUGUCGACAGCGGCAAGUCUGAGCCCAGCAGAGCGCGCUGGGCUGGCAGUGAUGGGGGAGCAGAGGAGUGUCAGAGUGGGAACAGCUGUGGGAACAAAGCAGUGGCAGAGUAAGGUCUGAGAAGCUGGAUGCUGCCAAGCACAGCCCACCACAGUGGUCUGGAAAAUGGGCUUUGUGACAUGGACCAUCCUGCUUUUGUCCUGGGGUCCACAUGGGAACGGUUGCCACCUUGUCUUAGUCUGGAAAAACAUGUGGAGCCAGCUGCCAUCUUGUCCUUGUCCCAGGGAACCACAUGGACAUGACCUACAGGGAGUGUUCACCAUCUUGUCUUUGUCCCAGCAGCCACGUGGAACUAAAUUGAGCUGGUGAACACCUUUUUGUGGGUAAAGCAUCUCUUCUUGUAUGCUUUUGUUAUGAACUUGUUGCUCUUUGCUGUCAGUAAAUUAUGUCAACCCACA